UGGCGCUUGUACGAGCGAUUGUCAACUAGCUCUAGCGUGAAGAUGGCUACCAAAAAACAACCUGUAAUAGAAUGCACAGAUGACCAUGACAUUCUUCUGUUGCGUGAAAUGAUUGCCAGCGAAUUGUUUCAGUUCAAGAAAGGUGGCAAAAUCUGGGAGUCAAUCCAGGAAAGAUUGAACAAGCUUGAUAAUCCAAAAUUUAAGAUAAAGGAGAAGAGGGGAGUCAGAGACCGAUGGAAUCUGCUUCAGGCCAAGUUUAAAGGCACGCAACGAGAAGAGCUACAAGCCAGUGGCAUUGAUUGUGAGUUAUCUGAGAAAGAUGCCCUAAUAGAAGAGUUAUGUGAGAAAGAAGAUAGCUUUUCCGCCAAAGACAAGAAAAAGUCAGAUGAUAAAGAGGCAGCUGAAGAAAUCAGAAAGAAAGCCAUGGAACGCAUGGCCUCGAAAAAAAAAUCAAACAAAUCUGCUGGAGGCAGCGCCAAAAGGAGCCGAAGAAGCGGAGGUGAUGCGGUUGAAUUCUUGAAAGAAAAAGCUCAAAGUGAGUAUUCCAUCCGCCAACAGGAGCUAGAGAUGCAAAGAAAGGAGCAGGUAGUAAGGGCCAGACAACAAGAGCUACAGAUUGAACUGUUACGGAAGCAAACAGAGCAGCAAGUGCAGAUUUCACAGGCAUUGAUGACCAUGAUGCAAAAUCUGGUUAAGAAGUAA
Pocillopora meandrina is the source of this 702-nucleotide messenger RNA. Lineage: Eukaryota; Metazoa; Cnidaria; Anthozoa; Scleractinia; Pocilloporidae. The record is from the annotation of a GenBank genome assembly.